CGCUCGCACAUAAACAAAGGCAGGACGUAGUGCUACAUUAAGUGUACUCUUUUACUUUUAUAUGCUAACAGAACCAAAAAUUCGGAGAGAGGAUUAUUCCCGGAGCGAUGGAAAACCAUCUUUUAAUGCGAGUGAGUGUUUUCACCGACCAAGGAGGCAGGAAAUACAUGGAAGAUGUGACCGAGGUCAUAGUGGAGCCCGAGCCGGGAGAAGACGAGCCGACGUCGGAUGAACCUGAUGAGAACAGUGGCGGAAUCCUCACCGUUCAUUCACCGGCCGGCAACACAGACCGGAGCGUUGAACCUUUCGGGACCUCUCUGGUUUCAGAAGCACAAUGUGAACCAGUACGAACGGGAGACCAAAGUGUACUAGUGGAAACACCUUUACCGGGAGGUCAGAGCCCGACUAGAGCUCAGCCGAGCCCCGCGUGUCGUUCCCGCCGGUCGGUGGCGUUCUUCGCCGUAUUUGACGGACACGGGGGGCGCGAGGCUGCACAGUUUGCACGGGAGUAUUUGUGGGAAUUCAUGAAGAAACAACGGGGGUUCUGGUCGGAAUGUGACCGGGAGGUGUGUGCUGCUAUACGCAAAGGAUUUAUAGCCUGCCAUCAUGCAAUGUGGAAAAAGCUACCUGAAUGGCCAAAGACACUGACCGGCCUUCCAAGCACAUCUGGCACCACAGCAAGUGUCGUAGUGAUCAGAGGAAACCGCAUGUAUGUGGCCCAUGUUGGGGACUCUGCAGUGGUUUUGGGGGUGCAGGAUGACCCCACAGUCCCAUUCAUAAGAGCAGUGGAAGUCACGCAAGACCACAAACCUGAACUACCCAGAGAGAGGGAGCGUAUUGAAGGUCUCGGAGGAAGUGUAAUCAAGAAGUCUGGAGUGAACCGGGUUGUCUGGAAGAGGCCGAGGCUGAGUCACAACGGCCCGGUCCGUCGGAGCACCGUCAUCGACCAGAUACCGUUCCUGGCAGUAGCUCGAGCUCUAGGUGAUCUGUGGAGCUAUGACUUCUACAGCGGGGAGUUUGUAGUUUCUCCUGAGCCUGACACAAGUGUGGUGAUACUCGACCCCAGAAAACACCGUUACAUCAUCCUGGGCAGCGAUGGUCUGUGGAACAUGGUGCCACCGCAAGAAGCCAUAUCCAUGUGUCAGAAUAAUGAUGAGGCAAUGGCACCUUGUGGAGUCUCGAGUGCUCGCCAUCUGGUCAGCCAUGCUCUGCUGAGGUGGCGACAGCGCAUGUUGCGUGCCGACAACACCAGUGCCAUUGUCAUCGCCCUGCAGGACUUUGGGAUUUCCCAAGACACAUUGCAAAAUGAGGAAGUGUUGCUUGACCUAUCAAAGAUCUCCCAGUGUCCUCCCACCUCCAUCUCCCGCGCUAACACUCCUCUCCUUCAGCGGCCUCCAGAGGAAGACGCUCCCUCCACCAUGUGUGACCUCCUCCCUGCCUUGGAGCGACGAGACGGACUAUCAGGAAGCAACAGCCUGUACCACAUGAAUCUGUCUGACCCAUUCUCUCUGACCCCUCUGUGUUCCAACGGUAGCACUGAAUUACCCAGUCAGUCCAGUCCGCCUGACAGGACGGUCAGCACUAGGACAACAAACAGCAAACGAACUUUUGACGCUUCCUCGCUGUCGCCCACUGGCCCGCCGGCCAAGAAAGCACGGCGCAGGACUGCUGACAGGACUGCUGACAGGCCGCCGCUGGGCCAACACAACGCAGAGAAGAAACAGAAAGAGACCAACAAUGUGUCGCCCAUUCUGCAGCAGCAUAACAAAAACACAGUGUGUGUGUGCUGAAAUGGGCACACACCUAAACAUCAACCUGCUGCCUCUUUUGGUAUUUCUUUUCACAUGUCAUUAACAAUCACAGCUCAUACCAACUCUGCUCUAGCUCUGAAUAUGACAUGGGUCGAAAUUAGAUUUUUGUGGUUGAACUACAGCCUGGUUUAUACUUUGGUGUUGAAUCUAUGCUGUUGUAGCCUGACAUUUUGAGCACUACAUAGCUCACUACAAGCUCUGCAGUACUCUGCCACUCUCUGCUCGUUUGUGUCCAGUAAACCUCAGUGACUAAAACACCAUAUAACAUUGGAAUUUGAGCUGGUAAAUAUUGAAAGGCAAUUGAUUACACUGCAAUUUUAGCAAUUUUUUUUUUUUCACUUGUUCAGUCACUGAGAGACAUGGUUGAGGAAAUGCACUCCUGAUGUGUUCAGAUGAUUUUGCUCAUCACCUUCAGAUUUUUAUUUUACAUCAGAUUGCAAACAUUAUGCCUGUAGACAUACCUCAGAGAAUGGUAGUCACCGGAUCUGUCCUAGCUGACCAAUCACUGGGUUUUCCAUCUUUGUCAUUUCAACAUGUAAUUAAAUUUUUGUGUAGGUUUCUGUGCAGGAAUCAGGGCUACACAAAUCUACGAUACGUGGUACAGUGUAGCUUCAAUGCAAAGAUAUAAAUCAGGCUUUAGCAUCCUAAAAUGAAAUUCCUUUUCUUGAUUUUUACUCAGAAUUCUGUCUUAAAGGUGCAGUGUGUAAUAUUAGGGAACAUUAGCAACAUGAAACAGUCAGAUUCUAUGUUGUGAUGCUCACUUCUGGCGGUAAUUGUGGCAAUCAGUGGAAUGAAAAAAUGGGCUUCUGUUAUUUGUUCCCUUCUUCGGUACUGUAUAAACAUGCGAGAUGCAAUAAUCCAUGAUGGUGGACUCCAUGGAGGGGACCCUCCCUAUGUAUGAAUAAAAGGCUUACUCUAUGAUCAUAAUAAUUAUUAAAAAAAAAAGUAUUCAGGUGAUAAAACACUAAUUUAGUCUCAAGAUUAUGUUUCAUUUUUACCAAGUUUGUUCCGCUAAAUGCUAUUAGGCUAAAUAUUACACACUGCACCUUUAAGUCUAAAAUUUCUUACUUAAUUUACAUAAAUUUGAAAAAUAGAACAAAAAGUAAAAAAAAAAAUCAGGAUUAAUGCUAAAAGAAAUGUAGAUUGGAAGCACAACAAUGUUUAAAAAGUUGUUUUUAUCUGUUUGAAGUCCAGGUUUUUCUCCUUAUCUCUCAAAGGUGCUUUUUUGAGAAGAACAAAAACACAAAAAGAGAAGUAGGUUGGAUUUGUGAUUUUUUUUUUUUUUUUAAAGAAGAAGGCCCAAAUCUGCAUUUAUCUAAAAUAAUUUAUACUUCGUUAAAAGACAGACUUUCACUGCAAAAGAUAAAUUUUGGGUUUAAAUGUACAAUUAUGACUCAAAUCUUUGAACUAAAAUUAAUCAUUUACAUUUGACUGUUUUCUCUUCAACACUUUAGAUUUUGCAAAAGUACAGUUCAGAUUUGGAACCCUGAAAUUCUGUCUUUUGGGUGCUUGUUUUUUUAAUAAAACAUCUUGUUUUUUUAAUUUUAAAAUGCAUCUUUUACCACAGAUUCUUUCUA
Molecule: messenger RNA, 3388 nt
Organism: Cheilinus undulatus (humphead wrasse)
Lineage: Eukaryota; Metazoa; Chordata; Actinopteri; Labriformes; Labridae
Product: protein phosphatase 1D-like
Exons: 6
Coding region: 108-1790 (560 amino acids)
Biological process (GO): protein dephosphorylation
Cellular component (GO): cytosol; nucleus
Molecular function (GO): mitogen-activated protein kinase binding; protein serine/threonine phosphatase activity; cation binding
Source: RefSeq, a predicted model, not a curated record